AUGCUUUUGGCACUGGCAGCGAGCCAAUAAAGGUGGCACCUAAAUACAACAGGCAUGCAGUUCCUCUGACUGGCCAUACCUUAAAGGUCGCAUUCUGAAUGUCCCAGCUUCUUACUGGGUUCAUUUCCCCAUCUUGAUUGCAUGAAUCAGACAUCAGUAUUGUGCCUGUCUGCUGUUCCUGAGUCAAAGUGAGCAAAUACAGCAGCGAAUAGGGUUUAAAAGCAUGGGAUGGAUGACUGGACAUUGGCCCUGCCUCCACUUCCUGCCAGCAAUCACUCUUUUCUCCUUGAUUGCAGCUCCAGAACAGAGUGCGUCAUUCUCCCUGUUUGAAGACACUGUUCAGAAAUGGAGACAGUACCGCAAUGAGUGCAUCGAGAAUGUACUGUCUCAGCCGGAUUCCCUCACAGGUGAUUUCUGCCAUCGUUUCUUUGACAUGCAUAUCUGCUGGCCAGAUGCAUUGCCAGGAACCAAAGUGAAUGUUUCAUGUCCCUGGUAUAUUCCUUGGAUAGACAGAGUUGAUAAAGGCUCUGCAUUCAGAUACUGUACUGAAAAAGGUUCUUGGCUAAUGGACAAUUACACAAAUGAGCCCUGGGUUGAUCAUUCAGAAUGUGAUGAAGAUCAUGUGUUUCUACAUCAACAGCUGGUCAAGCAGCAGACUCUGAGCACAUUCCGCUUUGUUUACACGGCUGGUUACACUCUGUCUCUCAUUACACUCAUCGGGGCAAGUCUAACUCUCAUCUCAUUCAGGAAACUCCAUUGCAUGAGAAACUAUAUCCAUCUGAACCUGUUUGGCUCCUUCAUCCUCCGAGCUAUUGCCGUGUUGGUCAAAGAUGUGCUCAUGGACAAUCCACAAGCAGGAAAUGGCAAUGUCAGUGUCGAAUUGCAGACUGCUGAUCCAGACAUGGUUACAAUGUGGUGUCGCUCUUCACAGAUCUUCCUCCACUACAGUGUACUCUGCACCUACCACUGGCUGUUGGUUGAAGGUCUAUUCCUCUAUUUCCUGCUCAUUGUGUCUGUUUUCACUGAACAGAAGUGCUUUCUGGUCUAUCUGCUGAUUGGUUGGGGUGUCCCCUUGAUUUUUGUGUUUCCAUGGAUCAUUGUCAAGUUCUUACAAGAGAAUUCUGGGUGCUGGAGACAAAACACUAACAUGUCCUUCUGGUGGAUUGUGCGAUCACCAAUGUUACUUGUCAUCAUUAUUAAUUUUGCAAUAUUCAUCAGAAUAAUAAUUCUACUCGUCUCCAAGAUGCGAUCCCAUCAGACACACAAUACAGAUUUUAAAAAUCGAUUAACAAAAUCGACGCUAAUUCUAAUCCCUUUGUUGGGGGUGCACGAGAUUUUUUUUAUUUUUAUCACGGAUGAGAAUGCUAAAGGAAUACUUCGAUACAUAAAACUAUUUGUUGAACUCCUCUUUGGCUCCAUACAGGGCUUGUUGGUGGCAGUCCUGUAUUGUUUUAUUAAUGGCGAGGUCCAGAAUGAACUGAAGAAGAAACUGCAGUUGUGGAAGAUGAAAAGGAAUCUCAGAAAGUCUCAUCAUCGACACUGCAGUGAUCAGAGGGAGAAUUUUGAUAGCACUGGUCAGUACAUUGAGAUGGGAACAAGAGAUGACCUGGAGUCGCCCAAUACAGAUGAAGCUCUUCUCAACACACUCAGCUCCAAUCAGGGUCUAAAUUCAGAGAUCACUGAGCUCCCAAGACAGGCCUCUGAAAUCCUGCUCAAUGUGACAGCUGUUUAGAAUGGAAUGGCAAUAUAAUAGUGAUGGAGCACAAGGAUCACACACUACCUAGGUAACACAAGCUUAAAGAUAAGCAGCUAGCAUUGAACCAAACAUAUUUCAAUGAGAUUGAAAGAAUUAGUUGGUGAAAGAAAGGAAACUGUCAGCUCAGAAAUGGCAAAAAGAGAAAACUCAGACUUUGUUUGUUCCAAAAUAACAUUUGUACCACUCAAAUACCAAGCAAUGACCAUCUACCAUAAGAGACAAUCUAACCACCUCCCCUUGACAUUUAAUGGCAGUACCAUCGCUGAAUCCCCCACUUCAACAUCUUGAGAUUACCAUUGACCAGGAUCUCAACUGGACUUGCCCUAUAAAUACAGUGACUAUAACAGUAGGUGAGAGGCUAGGAAUACUGCAGCAUGUAGAUGGUGGAGAAUUACAAGGAACAAGACCAGGGUAUGUUCGAAUACUGUCCACUUGCCUGGAUGUGCGCAGCUCCAAAAGCACUCAAGAAGCUUGACACCAUCCAGCGUAAAGCAGCCUGUAUGAUCGGCAUUACAUCUAUAAGCGUUCACUUCACCAGCUAUGCAAGGGGUUUACUACCUACAAAUUGCACUGUAGAAAUUUGCCAAAGCUCAGUAGAUUAUAAUUUCCAAACCUGUUCUGUCUAGAAGAACAGGGACAGAAGAUUUAUGGAAACACUACCACGUGGAAGAUCCCUUCCAAGCCACUUGUCAUCCUAUCUUGGAAAAAUAUCACCAUUCCUUCACUGUCACUGGGCCAAAAUCCUGGAAUUUCCUCUCUAACAGCAUUCUCUCCCUACAUGGACUUCAGCAGUUCAAGGCGGCAACUCAAAGCCACCCUCUCAAGCACAACUAGUAAUGGGCAAUAAAUGCUGGUUAGCCAGUGAUGCCCACAUCCCAUGAGUAAAUUUAAAAAAAAAAUUCCAGCCACAUUUUCAUGUUUGUCACAUUUCAGUUUCUCGAUGAGAGUUUAAUGCACUCAGUGUUUAUGAUGGUCAAGGUCAGAAGAUAGAGGCUAUUGACAAUGCAUAACACUUCUCUAGCCAAACAUCUCAGAUUUGGUUCCCUCUACUUGGAGGUGGAGCUUUGGGAACUGGGAGGAGUCUCAGAGCUAUGAACGGACCAGUGACUUAAAAACUACGUCAGAGGGUAUUCCAAGCUAUGGGUUAACAGAUAGACUUAUAAUUUUAUAGAAGAAAAUGUCUGUAGAAGGACUCUUGGAGAUACGCAGAAAUUGUCCAGCAUUACAUGUACCUGAUGCUAUUGAAUCUAGAUUACUAAUGAGUAAUGACUGGAGAGGUGCAAGUCACACAAUAUGAUAAACUGAUAUUUGUUAGAAAUGAUAAGGUUUUCUUAGAGCAUUCGGGGUCUUUGUUUCAUUCUUGCACAUAUCAAAGCCACUAUUUAGUUAAAUACCAUGAACAUCCAACUGUAGAUGUUAAACAUGUGAUUCUUCUUAAUAGAAUUAUUUAACUUUAAAAAUGAAAGGUUAAAAAAUCACAACAAAUGGCAAGAUUUUAUUGUUUUUAAGUGCAAGAUGUGAUAAAAACUGAAUUACAAAUAUUAAGUGUAAUUGAAUAAAUACUAGUAAAAAUAUAUAUA
Stegostoma tigrinum is the source of this 3336-nucleotide messenger RNA. RefSeq names its product glucagon-like peptide 1 receptor. Gene Ontology annotation, biological process: cell surface receptor signaling pathway; adenylate cyclase-modulating G protein-coupled receptor signaling pathway. The transcript is spliced from 13 exons. Lineage: Eukaryota; Metazoa; Chordata; Chondrichthyes; Orectolobiformes; Stegostomatidae. The record is from RefSeq and is a predicted model, not a curated record. Gene Ontology annotation, molecular function: peptide hormone binding; glucagon receptor activity. Gene Ontology annotation, cellular component: plasma membrane. The coding region runs from base 224 to 1732 and encodes 502 amino acids.